AUGGCUGGGCGUGAUCGCGCUCUGCGCAUCCUGCCACCAGGAUCUGCACCGGGACCCGACAUGAUCCGUAGGGAGGCACUGCGACACGUUGGAAAAUGUGCAAAACACUCUGUCCUGACGCUAUUCAACAAGAGCUUGAGUACUGGCGUCGUCCCACAGAGCUGGAGACACGGGAUUAUAACCCCACUUUUCAAGCUGGGCAAAAAAGCGACUGAACUGGCGUCGUACAGACCAGUGACGCUCACCAGUUGCCUCUGCAAACUAAUGGAACGUAUUAUAGCGGCACGCAUUUGUGAUGUUAUAGAGCCAAAGCUCACACCACAGCAGUGCGGAGUUCGACCAUCCCACUCCACACCGAACCAACUAUUGCACCUUCGGGCGGUAAUGCAUCGCCCGACUCCUAAAGAUAGAACGACCACAGUGUUUGUGGAUUACGCCAAAGUAUUCAACACAGUCGAUAAUGAUAAAAUCAUACUCGAAAUGCGACGGCUUGGCGUACCGCAACAUAUAGUGCGUUGGUCAGCAUCCUUUCUGGGCAAUGGGACGGCAGUAGUUCGCGUAAACAAGGUACACUCCUCUCCGAUAUGCUUCACGAGAGGUGUGCCACAAGGCACGGUUCUUGGGCCACUCAUGUUUGUUAUUGCCAUGAAUUAUCUCAGCGUCCGCUUCACUGAAGCCCCGCUUCUACGACACGGCUUCUUCGCGGACGAUCUCACCCUGAUUCCCCGACACAGCGACCGAGAGAUCCUGACCUCCACCCUACAACAGGGACUAACACCAGCACUUUCGCUACUUCCGCCGCCUGCAAUGUACAAACACAGAACACAAAUGCCCACGGGAGGUUGA
Trypanosoma grayi is the source of this 846-nucleotide messenger RNA. Its product is annotated as Tbingi protein. The record is from RefSeq and is a predicted model, not a curated record. The transcript has a single exon. Lineage: Eukaryota; Euglenozoa; Kinetoplastea; Trypanosomatida; Trypanosomatidae. Bases 1 to 846 code for a protein of 281 amino acids.